AUGUUGAAGCGUCCAAAGGGCUCAGCACGCAAAAUCUGUUUCUCCCUCGUUCACCAGUACAUUCAACAUUUCAAUGAGAAAACUGGCAACAAAUCGGCUGCCAUCCGGAGAAGAUCUAAAAUUCCAGGGGUGGUCAUCACACAAUACACAGUGAGCAUACCAGAGGGGAAAUGUUGCCCCGAUUUGAAACGUAAACUAAACCCAGUAAAUGUCCAAGAAGGGAAAUUGGGUGUUUUUAAGGCUUUGGUAAUCGGAGAACCCAAGCCUGAAGUGACAUGGAAAAGAGUAAGAGGCAAUAUUUCAGAUAAGGAAAAAUAUCAGACAAAAUACGAUGACACAACGGGGGAGUAUAUAUUGGAGGUUCAUGCAGUAACGGGUUCGGACGCAGACACAUACAAAUGCAUUGCGGUGAACGAAUAUGGAAAAGCUAUUUGCUCCACAACACUAAAUGUCACAGACCUUGUAACCGAUCCGUCAGAUUUCAGAAAAUUGCUGAGAAAAACAAAGACAAAUGUUUCCAAGGAAAACCAGAAAGAGAAACUCAAAGAAAAGAACGACAGAUAUCAGGAUCAUGUGGAGCGGGACUAUGACGGACUAGGCACAAAAGAUCUGCAAUUGAUCAACUUGAAAAUGGAGGAGAAGAGGCAGCGACCGCUAAAAUGUCAGAGAGAAAUGAGUCCUGAUGACGACUUGGGAACAAAAAAGGAACCUGCAAGUAGCACAAGUGCAACGGAUGUUCCCAAUUUGGACUUUGUUGUCAAACUUCAAGAGGCGGUAACCGAAGAAAAAGACACUGCUCUUUUCGAAUGUGUCCUGACCCACCCAAUCCCCAAGAUCACAUGGAUGAACAAUGGCAACGUGCUGGAAGAUGGUGAAAAAUAUAAAAUCACAGUGUCAGACCACAAAAUGAUCCACAGGUUGCUGAUCCACGACUGUUCAGACCAGGACAAAGGUCUGUACUCAGCCGUGGCUGGAAAUGCCUCAUGCACAGCUUCAUUAGCUGUAGAAGCUGACCUCGAGGCAUCCGGCAAGAAAAAAACUGGAGGCGCAGGGAUAGACCUCGAGGAGGUGGUCAAACAACAGCGAAUCAAGAACCAAGAAGAAAUGCAGAACAUUUUGGAGGGCGUCAAAGCAAGUCACGACGGAGGGGAAGUGACAGAGCUGAGGACAUCAUCCACGACUGGAAAAGAUGGAGAAAUCAUUUCUUUUAGCGGGCCCGUAGAAUACAACAAAAGUGACCUCCACGAUGCAAACAAUAAUAGCAACAUUCUCAACUCCGUGCUCAAUGAACUUCCACCAUCGGCACAGGAAGUGGAAAAUGAUGAGAUCUUGUUAAAUGAAGACAGCGAGGCGAAAGAUACGAUUGGCUUCGCCACGCAACCGAGGCGUAAAAGAAUUGGCCCACUGAUUCAAGACGCAGUCAUUGAUCCAGGGGUUCAGUUCAUCUGGGGAUUGUCUGACACCGACGCCAUCAUUGGUGAGAACGCAGAGCUAACCUGCAAGCUUAGCAAGGAAGACUGCGAGGGAAUCUGGUUCCGAGAUGGCGAAAAGAUCAUCACUGAUGACACGUUUCUAGUAUCUAAAGAUGGUGCGAUUCACAAAUUGCUCAUAAGCAAAUGCAAGGAAGAGCACUCGGGGAAAUAUCGUUUUGAGGUGGACAAUCGUAAGACGGAGGCCGUGGUCAACGUCAAAGAUCCUCCGAGGUUCGACCCAGAAGACCUCCGUGCAUUCACUGAGCCAUUGAGAAUCAAAAUAGGGCACAACGCGGUCUUUAAACUAAAUUUUCUCGGCUUCGAGCCCAUUAAGAUCCAGUGGUACAGGGAGGGAGAGGAGUUACAUGACGACGCUAGCAGCACGCUGAUAGAUAAAUCGACCAAUCACAGCCGCCUGUUGCUGAGCAGAUGCCAGAGAAGGGACUCGGGAGAGAUCAAGAUCAAGCUAAAAAACGAGCAUGGCACCGCCGAGGCAAUAACAGAGCUCAUUGUGCUUGACAAACCCACUACCCCACAGGGCCCUGCAGAGAUAACACUGAGUUCAGCUACAUGCAUUGAAUUUAAGUGGAGGCCUCCAAAGGAUGAUGGCGGCUCGCCCGUGCUGAAUUACGUCAUGGAGCGACAACAGAUUGGGAGAAACACUUGGAAGAAAAUAGGAGAGAUUCCAGGCGACCCCUUUUACCGCGACACGGACGUGGACCGGGGACGCAAGUACUGCUACAGAAUUCGAGCUUUGACCUCAGAGGGAGUGAGCGAAGUGAUGGAGACUGAAGACCUGCAGGCCGGCAUACUGGCCUUCCCGAGUGCCCCUGCGCCUCCAAAGGUGGUUCGUGCCUUUGAUGACUGCAUUAACCUUUCUUGGACGGCACCAAGUAAUACGGGAGGCUCACAAAUUCUUGGCUACGUUGUGGAGAAACGCAAAAAAGGAAGUAAUCUCUGGACUGUGGUCAAUGCCUCGAAUGAGCCAAUAAAAGAGAAGAAAUGCGCAGUGAAGGAUGUUGUGGCAGGUCUGGAAUAUGAAUUCAGAGUUUUGGCCGUCAACCUCUCGGGACCCGGGGAAUUUAGCAACCCGUGUGACUUUGUUUUCGCACGGGACCCCAAAAAGCCUCCUGGUAAAGUUAUCGACCUAAAAGUGACAGAAACGUCAUACAACCACUUUGUCUUGACCUGGACCAAACCUAAGGACAAGCCCGACGUAGAGGAUGAAGCGAAAGGAUAUUUUGUUGAGAUAAGGAACGCGCAGUGUCUCGAAUGGUCACGAACUUUUACCAUCACCACCACCUACACUGUAAAAGGCCUGAGGGCAAUGGACAUGUACUGGGUCAGAGUCAUUGCGACCAACGAUGGAGGAGAGGGUGAAACUGAGGAGUUGCCCAACUACGUCCUUGCAGUGCCACCCCUUGUGAGGCCAAAGUUCACGAACAAAAAAAUGAAAACAUUCAUGGUGGUGAGGGCAGGAAACACUGUCCGGGUGACCAUCAACUUUGAGGCUUCCCCACCACCAGACAUCAUGUGGCUCAAGGACAACGGGCCUGUGCCGAAGCGAGUCACCGUGAGUAACUCCGAUGGCGCUUCCCAAAUGUUGAUCCCUUCAUCAGACCGCUCGGAUUCCGGCGUCUACUCUAUUUUGGUGAAAAAUAUGGCAGGACAGGAGAGCUUCAGUACGGAAGUCAGGGUCACAGACGAUCCGAAGCCUCCUGGACCAGUGGAAGUGGAGGGAAACGUGCCUGGCACCGUGCAAGUGACUUGGCAGCCUUCACCGGAUGAGAAACUCGAUGACCGGCUGCAUUACACGGUUUCCAAACUGGAUUCAACCAAACACACGUGGACCACGGUGGCCGACAGACUGUUCAAUAACAGGUUCACCGUCUGCAAUAUCAUGCCCGGGAGGGAAUACAACUUCCGCGUCUACGCCAAGAACGACAUGGGCGUGUCGGCACCCUCUGAGUCACUCACCUGGGCGGUGGGGAGAAAGAAAGAAAAGCUUUCGCUGAUCCUACCGAACAGAGAAGAACGCGACCUGCGAUGUGCUCCAGACUUCAUCGUGCCCUUAAAGCUUCACGCGGCGCCGAAAGGCUAUGAAUGCUACAUGAGCUGCGCUGUGACGGGAAACCCCAAACCUCGCAUCACGUGGUACCGGAAUCACGUCAACCUGAACACCAACACCAAUUAUUACAUCUCGAACACCUGUGGAGUUUGCUCAAUGUUGAUCCUCAGCGUUGGCCCCAAAGAUGUGGGAAAAUUCACGGUCACAGCAGAGAACUCCCUGGGCCGAUCCGAAUGUUCCACCAUGCUCAGUGUCAGAGAGUGAAGAAUCUGACGGCAACCAAGAUUGUUUUUCCCCCCACCCCCCACUCAGAUGAUAUUGUUGAUGUGGCUGUGCCGCUUGAAUAUUAUCCAUCAGUAAUAUGGCAGCAUAUUUGAGUUUGUUAAAAAAAGAGAAAUAAAUGUUUUCCUGGUCACGUUUUUGUUGGAGUGAUUAAAUCCAUCCAUCCAUUCUUCCAUCCAUUUUCUGAGCCACUUAUCCUCACGAGGGUGGCGGGAGUGCUGGAGCUUAUCCCAGCAGUCAUCAAGCAGGAGGCGGGGUACACCCUGAACUGGUUGCCAGAAAAUCGCAUGGCAGAUAGAGACAGACAGCUUUUGCAUUCACAAAUCACACCUAGGGGCAAUUUAGAGUCUCCAUUGAAUGCUCGUUUUUGGGAUGUGGGAGGAAACCGGAGCGACCGGAGAAAACCCAGGCAGGCACGGGGAGAACAUGCAAACUCCACACAGGCGAGGCCGACCAUGCUCUCAGAUUUGGAGGUGAUGAUUCUCAUCCUAGAUCCUUCACAUUUGGCUGAGAAAAAAAAUCCAGCGAGAGUCGGAGAUCAUGGCUUGAUGAAGCCAACAGAACCACAUCACUGACGCCACCAAAUUGGUCCAACUCUUCACUUCGGCAGUCCAUAAGAGUUAGCAACGGUGACAAAGGGCAGCCUUGGCGGAGUCCAACCCUCACCGGAAACGAGUCGGACUUACUGUCAGCAAUGCAGACACUGCACGUACAGGGACAGAUGAUCCCGUAUGAGGGGGUUCAGUCCCCCAUACUCCUGAAGCACCCCCAACAGGACUUCCCGAAGGACACGGUGGAAUGCUUUCAAGUCCACAAAACACAUAUGGAGUGGUUGGGCAAAGUCAGGAACCUGCUCAUGGCGUUGAGCUGGUCCACUGGUCCACGGCCGAGAUGAAAACCGCACUGCUCCUCCUGAAUCUGAGAUUUUACCUCCUGACUGAUCCUCCUCUCCGGGAAUCCUGA
Messenger RNA from Syngnathoides biaculeatus (alligator pipefish), 4785 nucleotides. Its product is annotated as immunoglobulin-like and fibronectin type III domain-containing protein 1. Lineage: Eukaryota; Metazoa; Chordata; Actinopteri; Syngnathiformes; Syngnathidae. The record is from RefSeq and is a predicted model, not a curated record. The coding region runs from base 1 to 3804 and encodes 1267 amino acids. The transcript has 23 exons. Gene Ontology annotation, molecular function: protein binding.